Molecule: messenger RNA, 3414 nt
Organism: Anarrhichthys ocellatus (wolf-eel)
Lineage: Eukaryota; Metazoa; Chordata; Actinopteri; Perciformes; Anarhichadidae
Gene: bhlhe41
Product: basic helix-loop-helix family, member e41
Exons: 5
Coding region: 324-1619 (431 amino acids)
Biological process (GO): regulation of DNA-templated transcription
Molecular function (GO): DNA binding; protein dimerization activity
Source: RefSeq, a predicted model, not a curated record
ACCCAGGCCAAAAGUAUUAAGACUACAUCGCUAAACGAAAAGCAGCGAUAGCUGCUAUAACACAGAGGGGGUCUAAUUACCGGACUUUGUGCUGGUGCAGGCUACACGUGAGUCGGAAGCUGUUCCCUACCGGAGGCGCGCGUGCGCUCUAACCACAGCACCGACGGCUUUGCAAAGUGGCAGCUCAGGGAACUAUAGACAUCAGUCUAACGUGCAGCUCCACUGGAAGACACGCACUGUGCAUCAUCUCCCUCAGCCGUCCGUGUGUGGGUCGUGGAAAUAACAACCAUUCCCCAAAGAAGCUCAGGAGCAGCAGAGAAGUGAUGGAUGAAAGAAUACCGCAUUUACAGGACAGACAGUUUAUGGAGCACGCAGAAUUCUUGGGGGUGGAUUACCCCUCUCUCUACAUGUGCAAAUCCAAAAGAGGAAUAAAACGAGAGGAUGGUGGGAAGCAGGACGCAUACAAGUUACCACACCGGUUAAUAGAGAAGAAGAGGAGAGACAGAAUCAACGAAUGUAUUGGCCAGCUAAAGGAUUUGUUACCCGAACAUCUGAAGCUGUCGACGCUCGGGCAUUUGGAGAAAGCGGUUGUCCUGGAGUUAACGUUGAAACAUUUAAACGCACUGACUGCUGUCACUGAGCAGCAACACGAGAAGAUCAUUGCUUUGCAGAAUGGGGACCGGUCUAUGAAAUCUUCCAUACAUGCAGAUCUGGAUGCGUUCCACUCCGGGUUCCAGGCCUGUGCCAAAGAGGUCCUGCAUUACCUGAGUCAGUUUGAGAACUGGACGGCACGAGAGCAGAGGUGCGCGCAGCUCAUCAACCACCUUCACAAGGUGCUGGCGCAGUUCCAGUCCGGCGCGCUGCCGCUCCAGCACCAGCUACCCGCCGGGGACGCACAGGAUGGGCACAAAGCCGACAGCCAAGCUAAUUGUGUCCCGGUCAUCCAGAGGACCCAAGGCGGGGAGCUCAACGAGAAUGACACAGACACGGACAGCGGAUACGGGGGCGAAGCUGAAAAGAGCGAUGGCAAAGAUAAAGAAUGUGAGCGCAAUAAGGCGCAGGGACCCAAGGCAGUGAAGAUCAAGCAAGAGUUUGGAGAUGAUCGCGCUGCCAAAAAACCAAAGAUGAACUGGCCUGGGAACGGGUUAGGGGGCACAGACCCCACUAGGCCCGAUCUGGCGUUUAUGAACUCUCUGAUGGGAAUAAGCGGUGUGGGACAGCAGACACCCAUUUGCAUGCCUUUCUACUUCAUCAACCCCUCGGCCGCGGCGAGUUAUAUGCCUUUUUUCGACAAAAGCAACAUUGAAAAGUACAUGUACCCAGCGGCGGCCGCCCUGGCAUCCCCGUUCCCCUGGCUGUACCCUGCACACGCGUCAGCAGCGGCGGCCGCGGCUGCUGCUGCCGCUUUCCCCGGCUUGUCUGUGCAAGUUGGAGCCUCUUCUCAGUCCAAGGACUUCCAUAGUCCAGACAGCGACGAGUCACACGAGGCUGAGUUAGGUUCGCCGGAGGAGCGCGAGGAUAGUCCCGCGAGUGACUACGGGGAGGAUGACGUAGCCGAAACGUCCCAAGAGAGCAAGGACAGUCCUCAUGAUCAGUUUUCUGCUUGUCAAACGGGCUAAUUUCGUUGUCUGUGUUACCUUUCCGUGCAUUCUGCUGAGGACUUAAUGUAUUUCCUUUUUUAAAAGUUAGGCUGGUUAUAAAACGAGGUUUCACAGAAGAGGUUCUCUUGUACAAUAUAUUGGCGAAACAGGGGACAGUUGUGACUGAGUGUGCCUUUUGCACUUAUGCUAGAUUAGUCAAACUAAAAUAUUAUCGACAAUGAUUGAAAUUAAUACACGGCUGUGUUGUGCUGGAGUUAGUUUUUUAUCCUCUUUGAUAAAAUAUUUUGAAGUGGCAGCAUUGGUGCCAACACUUUGAGUACUACAACAGUGCGCAAUAUCCCAAUCAGCGUGUCUCUUUGGAUGUAUGAAGUUGCAACUGACCCUCUGCCAAGGUUAUUUAAGAGCUUUGCUGACUCUGACUGUAAAUAUUAUUACCUGGAAGACUGAUUCAUUAACAUGUAAAUGGGCUAUAAAAGAAGCACCCCCGGAAGUGGAACGCCCACAGUAGGCCUACCUCAUUCCCAACUUUGCAUGGGGUUGGCUGAUUGGGAGGCAUAUGACUCUCCCUCCUAAAGAUGAAAAAAGAUUGGUAUUUCCAUCAUUAACAAUACAUACAAAGAACAGCUACUUUAACAUAAUUAAGACGAUAAAUGGUGAAUUAUGAAAGGUAUUAUCCCUGGUUGCCCUCAACUCAUUUUACACAUUUACAGAGUUUACUCUGGUUUCAUUUACUUGUUUAUUGUUGUGAGGAAAGAAAAAAAAAAAACAGCAAUCCCAGAAAUCAUUCAGAAUAAUUGAAAGAAGAAACCCUUCAUUUACAAGGGGCUGCUUGACCUGAUAUUGUACGCCCUGAAUGAGGCAUUUCAGCACCGAGAUGCGGUGACCUCCUGUACCUCCAAGAAACAUUGUAGGAUAGCACCUUAUAGAUCUUUGAUAUUGAAUGUACCUGUAUUUUCCCAGCUGUUAAAGUUUGUAUGUAGGAUGAUCUUUACUCUUUGAGACGUAAAGUGCACUUUUUCUGCUCUUACUCUCCCAAACAGUCACCUCAUAACUUUGAGAGUCAAUCACUGUAGUUCUCUUAGAACCUUUUUAUUGUGUUGAGUUGUCUUGAAAUAAUAAAAAAAAGAUUUCAUUUAAAAAGAAAAAAAAGAGAGCGUUACAACAGGCUUUGUGAUGAUUUCAUGCAGUAAAGUGGUCAUUAAGUCAUUUGCCAGAUUUGACAAAACAUUGCUUAUUUCUGUCUCUUUCAAAGCAAAAUGAUUCAAAUCAUAAUCAGAUUUGAAAAACCCUGCACCCCAUGACACACCGGACUAUCCAAGAUUCUGUGUUAUACACUAUCAUUAUUUAAAAUCUUGCUUUUCAAACAUUUUACAAAGGUGGGAAAGAAGCUGUGGUCAUGUGACCAUCACUUAUGAUCAUUGAAGUUUUAGGAACUUUUAACUUUAUCUUGGCCUGUUUUCUAUGAGAUUAAUUCCUGAAAGUAUAGUGAUAUUCAGCUUUUUUAAGUUUCACAUGUCACCGAAUAAACAGACGAUUUUCAUUGUAUUUUGCAUACAUGACAUUGCUUUUGUAGUUUACUUCAGCUGGUUUUGCCUCAAAUCUGUUAUCAACUGUUAUAUAAAGUGGCAUGUGUGUCUGUAAAUAUUCUUUUGUGAAUAUACCACAAAGUAUACAUGUCUAUGUCAAUGUUGUAGAAGUCUAUGGAUUUUUUAAAAGAUUUACCUGAGCAACUGUUGCACAUUUCGUUAAUGCUUUACACAUAUGCUGUUAUAAAUUAUUGCUGAUGAGUUGUAAAAUAAAUAUCAAAACUAAA